Pseudopipra pipra is the source of this 719-nucleotide messenger RNA. Its product is annotated as N-terminal EF-hand calcium-binding protein 2-like. The transcript is spliced from 5 exons. Gene Ontology annotation, cellular component: cytoplasm. Lineage: Eukaryota; Metazoa; Chordata; Aves; Passeriformes; Pipridae. Gene Ontology annotation, molecular function: calcium ion binding. Bases 1 to 315 code for a protein of 104 amino acids. The record is from RefSeq and is a predicted model, not a curated record. Gene Ontology annotation, biological process: regulation of amyloid precursor protein biosynthetic process.
AUGCAGGUGGAUGGAGAUGGCAGAAGUCCUGCCCCUGUCUUUGCUGGUUCCCUCAUGUGGGCUGUGUUGCUGUUUGCAGACGAUGGGAAGCUGUCACUGGAGGAGUUCCAGGCCUUUUUUUCAGAUGGGACACUCAACGAAGAAGAACUCGAGAAGCUCUUUCACACCAUUGACUCAGACAACACUAACAAUGUGGACACCAAGGAGCUGUGUGACUAUUUUGCUGACCACAUGGGAGACUAUGAAGAUGUUUUGGCCUCUCUGGAGAUGCUGAACCUCUCCAUCCUGAAGGCAAUGGACUACACCAAGAGGUGAGUGAAAAGUCGUGUCCCUCUUCACUCACAAGUGAUGGGGUACACUGAGGACCAAGCCAAGGAGGGAGGUUUUGCUUUUUCCAAGCAGCCACAAGGACUUCCCAGUCCAACCACAACACUCCUGCAAGUAAUCCAAAUUGAAAUCUCCCUUGCAUUUAUCUUUGAAGCUAGAGGAGAAACUCAAAUUACUCCACAUUAAAGGUGUGGUAAUGAUAAGAAGUUUUAGGAGUUAGAGUGGGAAACAGCAAAUUUCUCUCCCAUCUUACUGCUGAGUAAAGAGCCUGAUUUUCCUGCUUGAUCGAAUUCCAUCCCUUCUGAUGUUUGUGAAGUGGAAAGUGAAGGCACGUAUUUCACAUGUUGAUGUCUUGCCAUAAUAAAUUAAAGGCAGAAGCCUUUGGCCCAUCA